This is a messenger RNA of Nicotiana tabacum (common tobacco), 1115 nucleotides long. RefSeq names its product squamosa promoter-binding-like protein 8. Gene Ontology annotation, cellular component: nucleus. Gene Ontology annotation, molecular function: DNA binding. NCBI's taxonomy places the organism in Eukaryota, Viridiplantae, Streptophyta, Magnoliopsida, Solanales, Solanaceae. The record is from RefSeq and is a predicted model, not a curated record.
GCUAAACAGUAAAGUCUUUAGCUGCAGCCUUUUUCACUCCAGAAAAUCUUCCCUGACAGAUUUCUUCCCCACUCCACCCUCACUUCAAAAAUUCCACCAAUUUCAUAUAGAGAGAGUGUAAUUUUCAAUUUCCUUACCUUUAUUUUUCUCUAUUUAUACACAGCUUAUUGACAGUGAACAGUUUUUCCUUACUGAAGAAAAUCAAAGUGAAAGUUAGGAGAAAUUAUGCUGGACUAUGAAUGGGGAAUUGGCGAGGAAACAACCCAAGAAACUGACCAAAACGAUCAAUUUUUUGACCCUUUUGUCAACCCUCAUGCCCAUUUUCCUCCUAUAUCAAACCACCCCGACCAACGACAACAACAACAACAAAUACAAAAUCAUCAAUUUCCCCAAUUUCAAACAACUCCAAAUAACAACCAUUUUAACUCCUUGUACAACCCACACACUAAUGAUGUUCCCUACUCGCAAACACAUCAUACAUCCAUGCUUUCUCUACAACCAACCGGUUCAGCCGGGUUCAAUAUGGUUUUACCAAAAAGCGAACCCCAGUUUGUGGGUGGUAUUGAUUUCACUAAUACCAGUAGGAUUGGGUUGAAUUUGGGCGGAAGAACGUAUUUUGCAUCGUCGGAAGACGAUUUCGUGAACCGGCUUUUCCGACGGACUAGGGCGGUGGAGGGCGGUUCAGUGAACUCGCCGAAGUGCCAAGCUGACGGCUGCAACGCUGAUCUCACUCAUGCAAAACACUACCACAGACGACAUAAAGUGUGUGAGUUUCACUCCAAAGCUGCCACUGUUAUUGCCGCCGGUUUGACUCAGCGCUUCUGCCAACAAUGCAGCAGGUUCCAUGUUCUGUCGGAAUUCGAUAAUGGGAAAAGAAGUUGCCGGAAACGAUUGGCAGAUCACAACCGGAGAAGGAGGAAGAAUCAGCAAGUAAUCAACAAGAAGCAACCUCAAUUUGAAAGUUAAUUCAAAGUUUCCAGCUUGAAUCAGGAGCACAUUCAUCAACAGUGACAGUGGCCAUAUCACCACCAAAAAAUUCUAUGGAUUGUUUUAGGCAAAGAACAUAUCAACAAGCUGCAGCUGCUGCUGAUGCAACAACUUCCUGAUCAACAUCA